Messenger RNA from Vigna radiata var. radiata (mung bean), 1103 nucleotides. Its product is annotated as reticulon-like protein B1. The transcript is spliced from 5 exons. Bases 139 to 888 code for a protein of 249 amino acids. Lineage: Eukaryota; Viridiplantae; Streptophyta; Magnoliopsida; Fabales; Fabaceae. The record is from RefSeq and is a predicted model, not a curated record.
UUUAUUCCUAACCACCAUUCCGAGCUCGAGACUCGGACUCAACAACCCACGAAAUAUAAAUGGAGAGGGUUCAGUGAAACUCGGUCCUCUCUUUCUCUCUCACCCGCUCUUUCUUCUCUUUCCAUUAUUCGCAUAUCCAUGGCGUCAGUGGAUACGGAUUCCUUCGUUGAAAAGAUGGAAGAGAAGUUCCACGACAACAACUCCGAUUCCGAAUCAUAUUCCGAUUCCGACGACGACCACGCCAAUAAGCCUCCGCUCAAGGCUUCCGGAUCCAACGUUUACCGCCUGUUCGGCCGAGAACAGCCCGUCCAUAAGGUCCUCGGCGGUGGAAAACCUGCCGAUAUUUUGCUAUGGAGGAAUCGGAGAACCACAGGAAUUGCACUUGGUGCUGGCACUGCCGUUUGGGUUUUCUUUCAGAUGAUGGAAUACCACCUGAUAACUUUCAUUUGCCAUUUAUUGAUUAUGCUUCUCGGUGCACUUUUCUUGUGGUCCAAUGCAUCUGUCUUUAUCCACAAGUCUCCACUGCACAUCCCGCAUGUAGUAAUUCCCGAGGAUUGCGUUCUUGAGGCUGCUUCUGCUAUAAGAAUUGAAAUUAAUCGAGCCUUCGUUCUUUUGCGGGAAAUUGGAACAGGGAGAGAUUUAAAGAAGUUUCUUAGCGUUAUUGCUGUAUUAUGGGUUAUCUCAGUUAUUGGGGGUUGGUUCCACUUCUUGACCUUAUUUUAUCUAUUCUAUUUGUCACUGUUCACAUUGCCACUGCUGUAUGAGAAAUACGAAGACCAGGUUGAUGCAAUGGGUGAGAAGGCAAUGAUUGAGAUAAAAAAACAAUACGCAGUGUUUGAUGCUAAGGUUUUGAGCCAGAUACCAAUAGCAGGACUCAAAAAAGAUUAGAAUACAUCAUGUGUUCGAUUUGCUUACUGUGUUCAGAUGUCAAGUUUCCGAGUCUUAAAUAUACCCUUCUUCCUCUUUUAAUUAAUUCAGUGAAAUAUAGUUUGUCUGAGGAAUAAAAGUCCACUUAGUCCUGGCUUUAGUACUUUUUAGGAUUAUCUUUUUUUCACUUCUGAGUAGUCUUAAAUUAAAUGUCAGAGCACUACCGUUUUGUUGCA